Molecule: messenger RNA, 1537 nt
Organism: Linum tenue
Lineage: Eukaryota; Viridiplantae; Streptophyta; Magnoliopsida; Malpighiales; Linaceae
Source: the annotation of a GenBank genome assembly
GCGACUGACCUCCUUCCAUAUUUUAUACUUCCGUUCCGUAGCGUCUGGUAUAAUAUUUUGUUCGCCAUUAACUUAUUCAGACAGCCAUGGCAAUAUCCAACUCCACAAUACAAGAGAUAGAUUUGAGUUUUCAGGGGAAGGGUUUGGAAGAAACAAGCGAUUUCUUCCAGCGGAAAUGCAGUUCUUGUUCAGAGGAACAGUUAGCCUUCAACGGAGAAGCAAAGGCCGGAAUCGACUUUGAACAGAAUGUUGAUGAUGCAAUGCAGUUAGAUUCUGGCCAGCCUGCAGCUUCCCCUAGCAGAUCUGGUCCCCUUGAUUCCGAACUUAAUUACAAACCGAAAGACGUAUUGUACAAUGAAGUUGAUCGCUGCAAAGGUGAAUCUAUAACAAAAUCUCCCUGCAACAAUGGCGGAGAAACACAAACUUCUGCUGAUCAUGCACAGGAGUCCCUUCUUACAGUAGAUGACAGCAAUGCCGGCAACGUUAACGAUGAUACGAAGCUGGAUACAACGGGAGUUGCAUCUUCCGGGGAACAAGUUGGAUACAGUACUGAUCAAGGUUCUCCUAACGUCAACAACUCACUGUCCACCAAUGAAGCUGUCCAAGGAAAUUCGAUGGCACGUAAGGAUAGACGACCUCGGUCGCCUGGAACGUCGUGUAAUGAAGGUAAGGAAGCUGGUAGUGAUCAGCAUCAUUUGUGUAGCUCCACUGCAAGAAUAACACCGGCUUCCCCAAAGAGGUUAAAUCAUAAGCAUAGUUCUUCUGCAUCACCGCAAGUACACAACUCACCAAACAAGCAUAGCAGACAUGGGCGUUCGAGGUCAAGAUCACCCAUUAAGCAAAGGGACUCCAGUUCUGUGCACAGGAGAGAUCGGCGAAGCAGGUCUCGAUCAAGAUCUCCUAGAACAAGGCAUUCGCCGAGGAGACGAUCUCCUACUUCAGGACGUUAUCACUCUAGCCGCUACUCUCCUCUUCGGAGAUCUUGGGUACCUCCUCCCAACAGGAGAACCGGAUUUGGAAAGCCUGGAAAUAACUUGUUCAUUGCAGGGUUUAGCUUUUUGACAACAGAAAGAGAUUUGGAAAGGAAGUUCUCUAGGUUCGGACGCGUGCGUGAUGUUCGUAUCGUGCGUGACAGAAGGUCUGGAGAUUCUCGAGGAUUCGGGUUCUUAUCUUUGGAAAGGGAUGAAGAAGCAGAUGCUGCAAUUAAGGCUCUUGAUGAAACAGAAUGGAACGGUCGGAUUAUUCUCGUGGAGAAAUCAAAGUCCCAUUGAAGCUCCGAUACUGAUGUUGUUCCCUUUAUCUGGUGAUAUACUUCUGGCAUUUCAUUCUUCUAUUUCAGACAUAUGUUGAUUUUAUGAUAGGCAUGUCGAUCUCUUCCCAUUGUAACUUGAAAAAAAGCAGCUAACAUAAGGAGAUGGUAUCAUGGUUUUGCUUCUGGUUGUGAAGGUUUCAACGGAAUUUGAAACACAUUAGGUCAUUCUCAUUGGUUAAUCAAUGGUCAAAACUAGCAUUCUUUGUUUAAGAUUCAUUCCAAAGG